GGGACCCUACAGCCCUCCGGACUCAAUAUUGAGUUCAAUAAUUUUAGGACCUAAACUACCCCAUGUCCCAGCCCCCCAGCCCACACACCAGGCCUUGUUAUAAUAUAGCCUGCCAUGACACACCCCCUAUUGUUCGUGACUAACAGUCCCCAUUAACAACUAUUCACCCUCCCAGCACAAUCGUUAGCAACUCCUUUGUCUGUCCAACUGUUUUUCUCUCUCUUUGGGCUCUGUCCUAACGUUUACUCUCCACCCCACCCACCUCCCUAUUUUCUGCAUAUAAACUGACAUUUUCCCAACCACCGUCAGUUCUGAGGAACGGUCACCGGACCCGAAACGUUAACUCCAUUUUCUCCUCCACAGAUGCUGCUAGAUCUGCUGAGCCUUUCCAGCAACUCUGUUUUGUUCCUGAUAAAGAGUGAUGAUAUUGAUUUCAACAGAACAGAUCCUUUGAAUUGCUAAAACAGAAUGGGAGGCUCGAUGUGUUGGGAUGAUGGCUUUAUGCUGGAGAUUGUCAAAAUAGUGGAUGAUCGUCUGUUCAGUGAAGGCUGGUGGUAUCUAGGACAUGGAGAAAGUGGACACCUUAUUCAGAUUCUGGCUGUGUUUCAAGGGAAUGAGGUGAAGCCUCUUAACAAGAAACCGUUUCCAAACCUUGAUGCCCUACGAAAGAUAGCCACUUGGCCUCCGAAACCGCCACGCAUCAUCUCCCGGAGGAUUACUGGCCAUCCGCGAGCGGUCUACUGACAGUCUAAGAAACGGUUCAAUUCCCAUAAAAUUAGACCCCAACCCCGCAAUCGGCGUUGAGGAAAAAGGGGAAAUUCCACUUGUGUAUGUCACAGUGUAACUUCCUCCUUCCCCGUGACACAAACCUGUAGAAAUGAACGUGCCUGCUUUCAGGGAAGUCCUGGGGAUGAUUCACACAGAGCUUCUUCCGUCAUCAGUUCCCCAGGCUUGUUUAAAAGGACAAGCUGUACUAGGAGGCAUCCCAGAGGAUGAUACGAGUCCAGAUGCCACCCAACAUGCUUUUCAAGUGUCUCAUCAGCAUUGUACUAAUAGAAAAGGUUUCAAGCUUAUUUGUAACACUGACCACCACGCCUACUUAUCAAAGAAGAGAUCCAAUUACUGGUCAGAUGGUAACAUGUGAACAGUGUCCCCCGGGGACAUUUGUGAAAACUCAAUGUACUAGUGAGCAUCCAACAAUGUGUGCAUCCUGCCCAGAUUUGCAUUAUACUCAGUAUUGGAACUACCUUCAGAAAUGUCGUUAUUGUAAUGUCUUCUGCGGACAUCACCAGUAUGAAAAGCACCAGUGUAAUUCUACACAUAACAGAGUGUGUGAAUGCAAACCAGGCUAUUAUUUGGAAUUUGAAUUCUGCCUGAAACACACUAGCUGCCCUUAUGGUGCUGGUGUAAUUAAAAUGGGAACAUCAUACAGUAACACGAAUUGUGAACAGUGUACUGAUGGCCAUUUUUCUUCCAGCGUGUCCAAUUCAGAACCUUGUUUAGCACAUACAAACUGCACUGAAAAAGGUUUAGCGGUCAACGUCGCAGGUAAUCGAUACCAUGACACACUGUGUACUCCUUGCAAAACAUAUCAUGGCAGCAAAACUUUGGUCAAUGAUUCAGUUGUUUCAACCUGUAAUGAAGCAAUUAUUGAAUUUUUGGCAUAUCAGAAGAUUCCACUGAAGAAACUGAAACGAUUUCUUACUUUACUCCAGAUUGAGGAGGCAAAGAAAGUUAGUAAACAAUUGAGAACACAGAAUAAACACAUGAUGCAUCAAAGUUUAUAUCCCCUUCUAGUGAAAUGGAAAGAAGUUGUCAUGGAAAACCAGCUACUUGAAAAAAUCUUGCAUAUACUUCAAAAAGCAAAGAUGAAGAAUGUUAUAAAAAAUAUCCAAGAGCGUUUUAUGUUAAAUGUGGUAACUCCACUCUCAAAUGUAUUAAUUGAGACUGAAUGACUACACAGUCUCACGAAACCCUAGAGACAAGGCAGCUCCAAAUUGUAUUCCAUGUUUGUGCCGAGUUAACUGAUCUUAGCUGGAGCAGCACUUGGUUUUGCAAUUCAGUGACUUUGGCAUUUCUGCAGUGUGUAUGGGAAAAAUUAGCAUGGGUCACCAUUCCUGAUAGACCCUCAUCAGCCCCCUGCUCUGACAACCAAACAGUGUCUGUGUAAAGUAUUUGAAUGGUUUUGGGGCUUAACACCCAUUGCAAUCUAAACAAAUUAACCCUUCAAUGAGAUAGUAAAUUGUAUCAUAUCUGUGCAACUAUGUGCCAGCCUUUAUUUAGUCAUUAAAAGUAAAGAAGAGAAAGUUGAGGGGGCUAUGCAAACAGCUAAGAUAAUAUGGUGCUAAAUCUGUGUCCUAUUUGAUUCUGAGCUGAGUUUCGAACCCCUUACACAUUAGAAGCUAAGACGCCUAUUUCUACCUCUGUCUCAACACAACUACUGACCAAGCCUUCAUCCAGGCCUUUAUUCCAAAGACCUGCUGCUUGGCCUCCCAUAUUUUAUUUAUUCAAGUGACAAAAACAUUGGUAACAAGUGGCAUGAAAAUCAAGCAGGAAAUUGAGGAAUAAAACUACCUGAUAGACUAAUGGAAGCAGUAACAAUUGGAUAAACAUUUCAGAGGAAAAUUUUGAAAACGCUGCAGAGAAGGAGUACAAGAAUUGGAUAAACUGGAUAGCUUUGCCAUUUUCUGGCUUAGAAUUAAGAGUUGAAUAGGCCUUCUUUGAAAAUUUCUGUGAUUAUUUGCAUAAAUUAGGACUCUGAAUAAACACCACUAAUAUAUUGUGUCAUAAUGCAAAAAUAACAUUUCAGAAAGCAUAAACUGUCCAGAUUAUAUAUGUAAAUAUACCGUAUUGUGUAUUGUCACAUUCCACAUUGAAUUGUAAUUUAUCAAAUCUUAUAUUACAAUGUUUAUUUUUCUACCGACAUUUUUUUUAACAGAGGCAAAGCUGUUAAAAUUUGAUACAAUAGCUAUCGCUGCUCGUUACUAUCAGUCAAAAUUUGAAUCUUCAUAUAUUCAGUCUAUUAUUUACAAAAUCAAUUUUCAAAUUGAUGUCCUAAUUUUUCAUCGUUCAGUUCUGUAACAUCUCAUUUUGUAUAGUACAUUGCUCAGUCUCCUUUAAACUAGUUAAUGUGUUUUAAAAUGCCAAGCAAUUGGCAUGUAUUAGAAAUCCGGAAGGACUGCAUAUUUUAUUUACCAUUAUAACUUCAGUGAAGGUGAAGAGGAAAUGACCAUGGAAAAAUCCACUCCUAUUCCAAGUUCUAGAUGCUGACUAAUAAAUUAGAGAAAAUAGAUAACUUCUAACUUAAGCAAGGUCUAAUCACAACCACAGGUGAUUCAA
Messenger RNA from Stegostoma tigrinum, 3339 nucleotides. RefSeq names its product tumor necrosis factor receptor superfamily member 6B-like. The record is from RefSeq and is a predicted model, not a curated record. Gene Ontology annotation, biological process: signal transduction. NCBI's taxonomy places the organism in Eukaryota, Metazoa, Chordata, Chondrichthyes, Orectolobiformes, Stegostomatidae. The coding region runs from base 993 to 1955 and encodes 320 amino acids. Gene Ontology annotation, molecular function: protein binding. The transcript is spliced from 5 exons.